Molecule: messenger RNA, 737 nt
Organism: Caenorhabditis auriculariae
Lineage: Eukaryota; Metazoa; Nematoda; Chromadorea; Rhabditida; Rhabditidae
Source: the annotation of a GenBank genome assembly
AUGACGAAUACCCGUCUUCAUGCGGCUGUUGUCCACUCCGGAGAAUGGAUAUUAGCCAUUAUUGGUCAUUUUAUCAGAGGUGCGCUCAGUCGGGGAUCUUUCUCUUAUUUUGGUUGUCAGCUGACGAGACGGCAAUGAAACGAGGAAGGAAGGCCAAAAGUCAGAAGAGCGACCUCUGAAGGGCCAACUCACUGACAAAAACGUCGAGCCAAAGUCUCUUGAGGAGCAGGUCUCUUUUGUCUCAUGUAGACUUUCAGCUAGAAAAUUUAGGGCUUUGCAAUUAAGAAAAAUUUUUGGCGUUUGUGAAAGUGUCAAGACCAAAAGCUAUUUGUCAUGAAAAGCUCUUUUCGAAUAAAGAGUGCCUCGAAGAUCCUGGUAGUUUUCGCUCAAAGGCACAGGAGCAUUUAGAGCAAUUUUUGCGUUUCGGAACAAUUUUCCCUGAUCUGCGAUGGACACGCCACUAAAAGUUCUCACAUCUGUAAUGAGUGCACAGUUCGAUUCCCAAGAAAAACUAUAUAAGAUACGGCUUUUCACCGAGCAAACAACCCAGAAACCCCAUUUUUACUGCCCCUAUGCCUUAGAGUUUGAUUUUGAUUUUUGAGGUGGAAAAGACGGAUUCGGAGAAAUGGAACGGCCAGGCAGCUCAUGGCCUAUGUUCACUCGUCUACGUCGCACUGCUGGUCGACUUGGAUCAUGGAAAAGAGGCAUAUUUUCUUUCUUUUCUUUAUUCUCUUUAA